Messenger RNA from Limulus polyphemus (Atlantic horseshoe crab), 2376 nucleotides. RefSeq names its product muscarinic acetylcholine receptor M2-like. NCBI's taxonomy places the organism in Eukaryota, Metazoa, Arthropoda, Merostomata, Xiphosura, Limulidae. Gene Ontology annotation, biological process: adenylate cyclase-activating adrenergic receptor signaling pathway. The coding region runs from base 1 to 2376 and encodes 791 amino acids. Gene Ontology annotation, molecular function: G protein-coupled acetylcholine receptor activity. Gene Ontology annotation, cellular component: plasma membrane. The record is from RefSeq and is a predicted model, not a curated record. The transcript has a single exon.
AUGCCCAUCUAUCCGACUAUUGGUGAACUUGUGUCAGAAACCCAAGCUGGAACUGAUCUUGGCUUUUCUCUGACAAACUUUGCAGCAGAAGACAAAAGCCAGGUUACAGUCAGGACCACUAGCACUAGUUUGUCUGUAGUUACAAACUUUUCUUCCGUUUCCAACAUGCUGACCAGCACUUUUUCCACGUGGUCAGAAAUAGAAGGGUUUUUAGAGGAGGUUAGUGAAGAGUUUCAGGAUGAACUGACAGUCUGCUGCUACAACCAAACUGAUGGUAACAAUACAGUUUCCUAUGUUAACGUCACCAACACAACCACAUCUUCUUCAGAUGCUUACGUCUCACCAUAUGCUUUAUGGCUAACAAUAUUUAUAGCCAUUUCCAUUGGUCUGUGUAUAAUACUUACAGUUGCUGGCAACAUCUUGGUAUUAAUGGCCUUUGCUGUGGAAAGAGCCAUUCGACAACCAAGUAACUAUUUUAUUGUAUCUUUAGCGAUGUCCGACCUUUUAAUCGGAAUAGUGUCAAUGCCCUUCUACGCUGUGUAUGUUCUGGUAGGGCGAUGGGACCUUGGACCUAUUCCUUGUGACCUCUGGCUAGCUACGGACCACACUGUCUGUUUGGUGUCUAUUUACACAGUGCUUCUCAUCACUAUUGACAGGUACUGCUCUGUUAAGAUAGCCGCUAAAUACCGAAAUUGGCGUACUAGAAACAAGGUAAUAUUUAUGGUAGCAAUCACUUGGAUUAUCCCUUUUUUAGUCUUCUUUAUCAGCAUCAUGGGAUGGGAGCAUUUUAUUGGCUACAGAGACCUAAACCCUGGAGAGUGUGCAGUUCAAUUCCUCAAAGAUCCUGUCUUCAACACGUCUCUCAUCUUCGGUUACUUCUAUGCCACGUUAGUAGUGCUCUUCGUUCUUUAUGGUGGAAUAUACAAGACAGCUAGUGACAUGCAGAAAAGAUCAGCAGAAAAGCAGAAGAAAAUGCAAAGCCUUGUGGCCAUGGGAAAAGCACAAAACGAGAAUAAACCAAUUGGUAUGUCCAAGACACAGAGUACUUUAUUAAGUCUCGACAAACCUAAGCCUGUUCAGUCAGGAAAUAUAACUUCUGUGGCUUCUAGUCACUUGAAUCCUCCAAAUCUUCAUGCCACAAAACAUGGUACUGGAGACUCGUCAUCUAGUCAUAAAACCUCAUCAAAUAAGACUGGUAAUACAGAAACUACUAGUUUUUCAGACAAAAAGGAUGCUUCUGACCCAGACCGGUCCAGCAGUCCAAUGUUUGACUCUGACGAAGAAAGUUAUCAAAAACCAUCAAAGCCAGAGAAGAAGGUCAAAUGUAAGCACUCUGUCAUGGCUGUUGCACUGAACAUUGCUAAAAAUACAGACUUGACCAUAUCCUCAGUUUCAGAUGAACCUAUCCCUAAACUAGUUCCACCACCUUCGGCUCCAUCAAGACAACUUCCCUUAGAUUCUGUGAAGGAUUCGUCGAAAAAACAAAGUCUUUUAGAUACUGAUAAUAUCAUGAGUCCUACGAAUGAGCUGUCUUCUUGGGCUUCAGAAGUAACAACACCGACAGAAAACGUUUUAUUAUUGAAUUCCAUUUCAUCAAACGACCGAAGCAAUGAUAGACCAAAUCCUCCUAAAACAUUAAAUUUGGCUUCUGUAAAGGAAGAACAGCCAUUGGAGCAUUUAGAAACCAAUGAUAUGAAAUUUAUUGACCAAGAGAGUUCAGUCGUUAUGCCUUCUCCAGCUAGUGAAGCAGCAUCUUCAGUGACUCCGCCACCAAUAGAGGGCACUCCUGAACCUCGUACAAAAGACAAAGCAGUCAACACAGAUCCAAUAGUUUUUUAUGACUUUUCUGUUGCUCAUGCUCAACAAUUCUUAAAGAAAAAUAGCGUUGUGAGCAUGAAAGAUGAACAUGUAUGUGAUUCCAAAACAGUGACACGCGUCGCUAAACUUGAUGAGCUGCAACCAAUCAUAGCUCAUGACCAAUCUUUAGCUGGAAGUUCUUCUAAUAAAGACAACUCGACUACUCGCUUCAAACAAGCUUUCGUAAACUCCUUAGCAAAGAAACGUAAGAAAGGAAAAUAUAAUAUCAAAGAAAAAAGGCAAAAAUCGAAAUCCGAAAAUCGUGCAAAAAAAGCAUUAAGGACAAUAUCUUUCAUUUUAGGCGCCUUUGUGUUGUGUUGGACACCAUAUCACAUAUGUGCACUGGUAGAAGGGUUUUGUACGGAUAUUGCCGGAUGUGUCAAUUACCACUUGUUCUAUUUCACGUACUUUCUGUGCUACGCUAACAGCCCGGUUAAUCCAUUCUGCUACGCAAUGGCAAACCAGCAAUUUAAAAAGACAUUUUAUCGGCUUCUCCGAGGUGAUUUCCAUCAAACAUAA